This is a messenger RNA of Punica granatum (pomegranate), 2277 nucleotides long. NCBI's taxonomy places the organism in Eukaryota, Viridiplantae, Streptophyta, Magnoliopsida, Myrtales, Lythraceae. The record is from RefSeq and is a predicted model, not a curated record.
CUCGAUUUCUUCUCGUCUCUGGGUCCGACCCUUCAUUGUUUCCCCUGCCCCUCUCCUCUCUGCCCUCAUUCUCAGCGACUGCAGCCUCUACCACCUCUGCAGCCGCUCGUACCGUCACUGCCCAGCUCUCUCUGUCACUGCCCAGCUGAAGUGAAGGAGGAAGAAAAGUCUUAAUUUUGGCAGUAGCAAUGGUGGAACCGGAGAACUCACCGGAGCGGGAGGUGAAGAUGGAGAAGAGGAAGCGGAAGCGCCGAAAUCCUUCGCAGGGGAACCCCAGCCAAGUCCCCCUGGAAGCUGAAGCUGAGGCUGAAGAGGUAAUGAAUGGCGGGGUGUCCGAACAGCAGAAGAAGCAGAAAAAGAAGAAUAAGAAGAAGAAGAAGGUUCAUGAGGCAAGCAACGAGGAGGAGGGCGAAGUAGAAGCUGAUAAAGAUGAUGACGGUGGUGGGAAUGAUGAAAGAGAUGACGGGGAGGAGGAUAAGAAUGAAGAAGAGAGGGAGGAGAGUGAGGAAGAGAAGCAGAAGAAGAAGAAGAAGAAGAAGAAGAAGAAAGGGAAGACGAGUGGUAGUGGGAUAAUGAGCACAGCUUCUUUUGAUGAACUCGGGUUAUCUGAGCAUACUGCCUAUGCAAUCAAGGAUAUGGGCUUUCAUUAUAUGACUCAGAUCCAAGCACGAGCAAUUCCUCCACUUAUGGAGGGCAAAGAUGUGUUGGGAGCUGCUAGGACAGGAUCUGGAAAAACGCUGGCCUUCCUAAUCCCUGCUGUGGAGCUUUUACAUAACAUUUGCUUCAGUCCUCGUAAUGGAACGGGUGUGAUUGUCAUUUGUCCUACAAGAGAGCUUGCCAUCCAGACACAUGCAGUGGCGAAGGAGCUUCUCGAGAAUCGCUCUCAAACCCUUGGAUUGGUUAUUGGAGGUGCAGCCAGGAGAGCUGAGGCUGAGCGCAUUGUCAAAGGAGUAAAUCUACUGGUGGCAACUCCUGGUCGACUUCUCGAUCAUCUCCAAAAUACCAAGGGCUUCAUAUUUAAAAAUUUGAAGUGCCUAAUAAUCGAUGAAGCUGAUCGAAUAUUGGAAGACAACUUUGAGGAAGAGAUGAAGCAGAUUAUCAAAAUUUUGCCCAAGCAAAGGCAGACAGCUUUAUUUUCGGCCACCCAAACUAAGAAGGUUGAGGAUCUUGCCCGCUUGUCAUUUCAAACAACUCCAGUCUACAUUGAUGUGGAUGAUGGGAGGAGAAAGGUUACAAAUGAGGGGCUGCAGCAAGGAUACUGCAUAAUUCCAAGCGCAAAGAGAUUUAUACUUCUAUAUUCCUUCUUGAAGAGGAAUCUGUCAAAGAAAAUUAUGGUCUUCUUCUCAUCAUGCAAUUCAGUCAAGUUUCAUUCAGAACUUCUCAGAUACAUCCACAUUGAUUGCCAUGAUAUCCAUGGAAAGCAAAAGCAGCAGAAACGAACGUCUACAUUUUUUGACUUCUGCAAAGCAGAAAAGGGAAUCUUGCUUUGCACUGAUGUUGCUGCACGAGGACUGGAUAUUCCUGCUGUGGACUGGAUUGUUCAAUAUGACCCUCCUGAUGAACCAAAGGAAUAUAUUCAUAGGGUGGGCCGAACAGCUCGUGGAGAAGGUAGCAAGGGGAAUGCUUUGCUAUUCCUGAUUCCUGAAGAGUUGCAAUUUCUUCACUACCUUAAGGCAGCGAAAGUUCCAGUGAAAGAGUAUGAAUUCGAUCAGAAAAAGCUAGCAAACGUUCAGUCUCAUCUGGAGAAGAUUGUGGGUAGUAACUAUUAUCUGAACAAAUCAGCUAAAGAUGCAUAUAGAUCCUACAUAUUAGCAUACAACUCACAUUCGAUGAAGGAUAUCUUCAAUGUCCACCGCCUCGAUUUGCAGGCAGUUGCUGCUUCGUUCUGCUUCUCAAGCCCUCCGAAGGUGAGCCUCAACAUAGACAGUAGUGCUUCAAAGUUCAGGAAGAAAUCAAGAAAAGUGGAAGGGAGCCGACACGGGUUUAGUGAGAGCAAUCCUUAUGGUAAGCAGAGAGGGGAAGAUGUUAAACGUCAGUUUGUGAGGUAUUAGCCUCUCAAACCCAGUUGGUGCAUCCUCUGCUUAACAAUUUUGCUAGGCUGUUUAGUUUUGACGAACGAUAGUGACAGAGUUCAACUGUAUCCAGUGUCCCCGAUGUGUAAUUUUAUUGAUCAGUUAUCAACAGACUGAAAGUCCAUUCGUUUCGCCUUUGCUAUUGUACGUUAAUGGAGUGAUAAACACUUCUUUAUCGAAUAUCGAUUUGAAGUUGUAUUAUUCU